This is a messenger RNA of Tuber aestivum (summer truffle), 1986 nucleotides long. Lineage: Eukaryota; Fungi; Ascomycota; Pezizomycetes; Pezizales; Tuberaceae. The record is from the annotation of a GenBank genome assembly.
ACCGACAAUGUCGAAAAACCCCUCGCCACGCGAAAUAGAAUCCCUACGCGCCCCGGUUUCCCCUCCAAUGCUGAAGCGGAAAGCGAGGUCUCCCACUCCACCGCUGGAGAAGAGGUUGGGGGAGCGGAGGGCACGGAUGGAGCAGGAGGGUGAAAGAAGUGGCGGCUUGAUGGUCGUCAAACCGAGGGUGGGGCAGGCUUCGCCGUUUCAACUCACGAGAGUCGACGAACUGCCCGAGAGCGAGAACGUCGACGCGGUGGGGAUUAGAGAUAUCCUUCGCAGAGGUCCACUCAAGGAGGUUUGGGUGUUCAAUUACUUGUUUGACUUGGAUUGGGUUAUGUGGGUUAUUCUCGAUUAAAGUGCUUUGCUUUGCGCUUACUGGGGGGGGAUUGUUUAGGAAUCAGUUUGACCCCGAGGUCAAGGACACGGUCAAAGUGAGAAUAGUCCAUGGGAGCUGGAGACGAGAGGACCCCAACCGGGUUCGACUCCACGUUAGUCAAUCACCCAUACUGGAGGGGACUAUACUAAAUAUUGGUAGAACCAAGCGGAGCGUUAUCCUAAUGUCAACCUUAUUUGCGCUUUUAUGCCUGAGCCCUAUGGAACCCAUCAUUCGAAGAUGUUUGUUCUGUUCCGGAGCGAUGAUCAUGCCCAGUAAGACACUCUUCGUAUUGGCCGUGACAGGACUGACAGACUAGAAUCGUAAUACACACGGCCAAUAUGAUCCCGUUCGACUGGCAGAAUAUGACACAGGCUGCCUGGCAAUCUCCACUUCUUCCCCUCUUACCCCAAGAUCAUGGAUCACCUAAUGCCCAGGCCUCCAAACCCAUUGGACAGAAAUUCAAGACCGAUAUCUUAGCCUAUUUCUCGGCUUAUGGCGUGGAGAGAACAGACUUUCUCACUGCGCAGCUUUCAAAAUACUCUUUCGAUCCGGUCAAAGCAGUAUUUGUCGGUAGCGUCCCCGGGAAGUUCCAUAUUGACGCGUCCAAUGGGAAAGGCUACGAAUGGGGUUGGAGACGACUGGCUAGUGUCCUUCGGAAAGUUCCUCUUCGAAGUCCUGAUGCCAAAGGCUGCAUAGUGGUCCAAGUAUCCUCUAUCGCUACUCUUGGAUCAAAAAACACAUGGCUUUCUCCAGUCCUAUUCGCGAGUUUGAAAAGGAGCAAAUUAACAAGAUCCGCUGAGCCAAAGCUCCACCUGAUCUUCCCCACAGCCGACGAAAUCCGGGAAUCUCUAAAUGGAUAUAGAAGUGGCUCAUCGCUACACAUGAAAUUUCAGUCCCCAGCACAGCAGCUACAACUAGGGUAUAUGCGGCGACACCUCACACACUGGGACCCGAACCCUCCACCGAGCAAUCAGUCGUCAUCAUCCUCCCUCGCCAUCAAGGACGCAGGAAGGGCGAGGGCAGCACCUCAUAUAAAGACCUACAUCCGCUUCUCGGACCCCGACUGCACGCAUAUCGAUUGGGCCCUCUUGACAUCAGCGAACAUUUCCAUCCAAGCCUGGGGCUCCGCAGAGAAGGACACGGUGGGAAGUGUGAACCGCAGAGAAGUGCGCAUCUGCAGUUACGAAGCAGGGGUCCUGGUGUACCCGGAAAUCCUGGAGGUAGAAGAAAUGGUGCCGACUUUUAAGAAGGAUAGCCCGGAUGAGAUUGGAGAUGGAGGAACAGCAGGGUUGAGGAUGCCGUAUGGGUUGCCAUUGCGGAAGUACGUCUCAAAUGAAAUGCCGUGGUCUGCUUCUAAGAGUUAUUCGGAAGUGGAUUGGUUGGGAGAGAAGUGGGAGGCGUGAUUGGCGGAGCUGGCGUGGGUGGGACAUGGGAACUUGCAUCGCGCGGCGUUUUAUGUUAUUAUUUCUGGCUCUGGUUGCUCUGGAAUUAUGAAACGCAAAGAUGAUUGGUGUAUAGUAGUUUACUGCAUCAUGUGGGAUUUACUGGAGCUCUCUGGGUGGGUAUUUGCUAGACCUGACACAAUACAUGACCUAUGAUAUGCUUUU